This is a messenger RNA of Ostrinia furnacalis (Asian corn borer), 1555 nucleotides long. RefSeq lists its product as uncharacterized. Lineage: Eukaryota; Metazoa; Arthropoda; Insecta; Lepidoptera; Crambidae. The transcript has 2 exons. The record is from RefSeq and is a predicted model, not a curated record. Bases 395 to 1555 code for a protein of 386 amino acids.
CAAGGAGUUGGAACUGUCAAAACUGUCUGGCUGUUGGGGAAAAUACUUCUAAUAGGGUACUCUGGGUGGUAAAUAAAAGAAUAUGAAAAUCAAUACACAACGAACUUUAUGUAGAAAUAAACAUAGUUAUACUGAUUUUAUGUCGUAAAUAUACAUGAUUUAUUUAUUAUGUUAAAAUUAAAAAUUGAUAUUUUUAAUCUGUAUAUCACGUGACUAAAAACACGAGCCGCCAUGCUGUAACGUCAUAUUGGCAAUAAAUCAUUCGCUGUCAUCUGUUAACAACUUUUUAUUUUCUAUUCGCAUUCUAUUCGUCAGUAAGUUAAAUACAACUAAAAACACGAAAUGGAAGCCGGUUUCGUAAAAGCAGGUAGAACGUUUACCAAAAAUCGACACGAUGAUGGUUACAAAGUUCUUUGCAUGUAAUCCAGAUUUCUGUUCUGCCGAAUUCCGGAAUUUAAAAACAUCUUUAUCUGCAAGAGAAUCGUAUGGCGACGAUGCUAUCGGAUACGUGCAACUACAAAGGACCCAAGCUUUAUGUACUAUAAAGUGUACAAUAUGUCCGGAACAUAAAGUUCGUUCCAAACCAUACUCUGCAACUCUCAUUGUAGAUGAGCAAGAAGAUGAUGUGCUACAGGUGACAUGCCAUGAUUGUCCUGCGUCUGCCGGUGGAUGUAAACAUGCUGUAGCAUUUUUAAUGUGGUGUCAUCGUAGAAGUGAAGAGCCAUCAUGCACUUCAGUCCAAUGUUAUUGGAAAAAAUCAACAGUAUCAAAGGUCGGAUCUUCAAUAAAAAAUAUGACAACGAAAGAAAUGACAAACAAGAAGCUAAAAAGUGCUGAAACUAGUAUAGGUGACAGUGUAGUUGAACAUUUUUUAAUUGAAUCUAAAAAAAGAAAAAUUACUUCUUGUCAAUAUUUAAAGCAUGAAAAUGAUUUUGUUUGCAAAAAAAGUAAUACACUGUCACUACAUUACCUGAUGUGUAGUAACAAAACUAAUAAAUGUGAUGAUUUCCUAAACCUAAUAGGUAAAGUUUUAAAUGAUAUAAAUAUCAGAAAUGUUGAGAAACAAACUAGAAACCAACAUAAGAGUGGAUUAUGGUAUGAGUUACGUUAUGGGAGAAUCACGGCUUCAAAAUGCUUUGAAGUCAGUAGGUGUAAAACCACUGAUGGUUCUUUGGUUGCCACCAUUCUUGGAGGAAGAACCAUCGAAACUACUGCAAUAAAGCGAGGCAGAAAUUUGGAAGACAGUGUGCGAAAAAGUGUGGAGAAAAAAUUGGGGAAAAAAAUAGAAAAAUGUGGAAUAUUUAUUUCCGAAGAGAAUCCUAUGAUUGCAGGUUCGCCAGAUGGCAUUUGUGAAAAAAAUACUACAAUUGAAAUUAAGUGCCCAAGUACCAAAAAAACUGAAAAUAAAUAUAUUAAAGACGGUGCUAUCACUAAACAAUACUAUGCUCAAGUACAAGUACAAAUGUAUUGUGCAAAAGUGAAUAAAAGUUAUUUCUGUGUCGCAAGUAGUGGUUUCGAAAAGGACAAUAAAGUGUAUAUUAUAGAGAUUGCAUAG